GCUGCUGCUGGGGUCUUGGAAUUGAUGAGGACUUUGAGCCUCCGUUCUGAAGAGCCAUACAGUAAUGACACUGCAUCAUCCCACAUACAAACACAUGCAUCACAUAAACUUCAUGUAGCAUUGUAUGAAUUCAGGAACCAAAGAAGCUUAAACCAUAAUUUCAUAUUUUUAUAUUAUAUUUUUUAGAACAUAGGAGGCUAUUCGGACCCUCGUCCAUUAUUGAUCUCAAAGCAAUUCCUUCAACCCCAUUCCCCCACUUAUUUUCCUAUAAUCACCGUCUCAUAUUAUUAUUAACAUCCUGAUUCCCAUACCACUCACCUGCAUUAGGGGUAAUUUAUCUAUCAAACAUCAUAUCAUGCCUUUGGAAUAUGGGAUAAUAUUAUUUCCUAAUAUUAAUAUUAGGGGCAGCAUGGUAGCACAGCAGUAGAGUUGCUGCCUUACAGUACUUGCAGUGCCGGAGACCUGGGUUCAAACCAGACUAUGGAUGCUGUCUGUAUGGAGUUUGUACGUUCUACCCAUGACCUGCAUGGGUUUUCUCCGAGAUCCUCGGUUUCCUCCCACACUCCAAAGACAUACAGGUUUGUAGGUUGACAAAAAUGCUGACGAAACUCAGCGGGUUAGGCAGUAUCUAUGGAGCGAAGGAAAUAGGCAACGUUUCGGGUCGAGACCCUUCUUCGUACUCCAGCAUUUUUGUCUACCUUCGAUUUUCCAGCAUCUGCAGUUCCCUCUUAAACAGGUUUGUAGGUUAAUUGGCUUGGAAUUUGUGUAAAUUGUCCCUAGUGUUUGUAGGAUAGUGUUAAUAUGCGGGAAUCGCUGGUCAGUGAAGGGUGGGCUGAAGGGCCUGAUUCCGUGCUGUAUCUCUAAAGUAAACUAAUUAGAGCACCUGGGGGAAACUCAAGUGAUCAGAGGGAGAGCAUGCAAACUCAAUGCACACAGCCCAGAGUUCAGGAUUUAAUGGGAGCUGAUGAAGCUGUGAAGCAGUGGCACAACCUACUACCACACUAUGCUCAUCCCCACCCAGUCAUGUCCAUGACCUUUAGAGGUUUGACCCAACCCUUGAUGUUCCAAACUGCUCAGUCCCAACGGGUGUGACUGCUCAUUCCAUUCCAAAGGACCCUCCCAACACCUCCCCAUCCUCCCACACAACACCCAAACUUCCUGUCUGCUAUCUAAGGGCUAACAGUUCUCCACUGCUUGCUCUUCAAUGGAAAAGUCUUGGACCUUGCCUGUGAUAGAAUAGUUGGCAGGCAGCCAAGCACAACUAUGGGUGUGGGCUUCCUGUGCUGUGUAAUUCAACAUACCUUUUGUGGCGGUAAAGAAUUUCUAAGACAGGAACCUCUUGGCAAUGCAAUUCCUCAUUAAAUAAUCACUGAGUUAUCAAGCAGACGAGAAAAUUGCAAAAUAAAUUUAGCAGGGACAAACUGCUGACGUGAGUCCUUGCAGGCGUACAUUCAAACAUGUUUUUUUUUCUCUUGAAAUGACACUCCUUGCCAGAAAGAUGACAUUAACACUCCAUCUUGCAAUGUUCUAUGUACCCACUUUGCAAGGAGCAGUUCUGAAGACAGUUUACAACAGAGACAGGAACUGGUUCUCUGAUUAUAGGAUGUUAAUCUGAAGCUCCAUCUGGCCUCUCAGGUGGACACAAAGGAUGCCAGAGUUAUAUUCAAAUAAAAGCAGGAGCAGCAUUGUGUGUGUCUGGCUCUCAGCUAAUUGUUAAACAUAUUAUACUGUAUGGUAAUCUAUCUCAAUGCUUUUGUGGAUGUUGUGUUUCCUGCUUUAUAACAGUUGCUGCAUUGCUUUCACUAUGAGCAUAUAAUGAAGCUCAAUAACCACUGAAAUCGUGUCUGCCUUUAAGUCUCUGGUCCAAGCAUAUAACCUGAGCUCUUGGUUCACUCCUCUGCCUUAUUGUUGGAGGUGCCACUGCUUCUGAACAAAACACAUCAAACUGGGGCGAGACACAAAAUGCUGGAGUAACUCAGCGGGACAGGUAGCAUCUCUGCAGAGAAGGAAUGAGUGACCAUUCUUCAGAUUAACCAGCUUGUCACCAUGUCAUGGUGGAGAAGCUUGUGCGGUCCUGAGAUCCUGAGAGCGAUGCCGUCUGGAGCUAUGCUCCUGGUAGGGCCACAUGGUGGUAAGGUUGAGGGAGAGGUCCCUGACAAAGAGCAAUCCAACCAAGAUCUCAACGGUGGAACAGGCGGGGGAUGAUGGCUGACUUUAGUGGAGCGUCACAACGGCUGGGAAGGCGGAUGAAGGCUGCAGCAGAAAAGGGUCCCCCCGGAUGUCUUGGACUCCAUGCCACUAGAUCCUGACCCAGAUUUGUCAAGAACCAUGUGGUGGCUGUCUAUGCAUCAGUCUCCCCACGUUAAACCAAGUCACGCACAGGCGUCCUCCCAAAAGUGGGCAGUCAUAAUCGUUUCGAGUGACCACCGAUGAUGCCAUGUUACUUCGGAGUGGAUAAUAGUGUCAAAUCAAUUAUGAUUUUUAUUGAGAUUAGCUUUAACCUGAAGCCGAUUUUAUAGGUGAGGGCCAGGACAAGAGCACUUACUAACUUAACUUUCAGGCUUGGGGAUUUCCAAUGGCAGAAGCCCAAGGGGCCUCAGUUAUUUGCUGUUUGUAUACUUCCGACCCAGAAUGUCCCGAAUAAGCCACAGAGCACUUGCAGACUGGCCAAGGUCAGGAAGCCUUUAGCUGCCCAUCUGACAUAGAAGGGGUUAGUGACAGACAAGACUAGUGUUCCCAGUCCUGCUUCUUAUAACCCUCAUGAGACAAUGUUUUAGACUGAGUCUCUUUAACGACUGACUGACAUUACUGGAUCCACAUCUGCACAAAUUAAUAAGACCCCGGAUCAUUUCCAAGCCGCUGAGGACUGUUCACCCGACGCCGGAGUUCCAUCUUCCCGGCAAGAGGGCCUGAAAACAUUGGGCCCGACCACAAAUAGGCCCAGACCUCAGGUGAUCACAGAGGAAGAGGACUGAAACGUUCUGAUGCCUUUCCCCACAGUGGAAAAAAAUGAUUCUGUUGUGGGGGGACGUUCAUGUUGAAUUCUAUAAUGUGUUGUGUCGUUUUUCUUUUUUUUUAAUUUUCUAUGGAUGUACGGAAACUUUAAUUAUUUUUUUCUAUGUAACGCAAUUUGGUUUCAACGCGAGUUGAUUUAAAACGUGCUGUAUAAAUAAAAUGUACUUACUUACUUACUAAUUCACGUGGACACUCAACUACAUGCAAAUUCUUAUGGGUUAAAAUAAAAAAUGAUUAUGAGAUGUAUAGUUACAAAAGCUGUUCUGUGUUGAAAGCAGCCGCAUGCUAGUUUUCCACUGCAGCUGAUAGGGUAGCAUUAAAUCUGCACUACUUGGUUUGGAAACUCCAUGGAAAGUGGUUAUAUUUGCAGGGAAUAUAUGCCAUGGAGUAAGAGGAGGUGGUUUAAAAACAUUUACAAAAUGUAUUGAGGAAUGCAAGUGGGCAGGACAAUGGCAGAUGGAAUUUACCAGUAUAAGUCCCACACAUCAGAAGAACAAAAUAAAUAAAAGACAUUUUCAUAUUUAGCUCAAAUAGCUAAGGAAGACGUAAAAAAGAAAUCUAGGAGUUUGGACUAAAGAAACUGCGGAUGCUGACACAAAAAACAGAACGCUUGACAAACUCAACAGAUCAGUCAGAAUCUGCAGGGAAACGAUACGUAUCCACAUCAGGACUGGCUGGGAUGAGGACAAGUUGCCAGUAUACAGACAUGCGAGGGGAGGAUGGACAGAGGCUGGUAUUCCAUUCCAAAUUCCCCUCGAAGAGGCACCAUGUGUACGUACAGUAGAAGCAGUAAAGAGGGAAUGUCAAGAGCUCGCAGCGACCUCAGUCCUCCUCCUCGGGUUCAAGUUUCAGAAGAGCUGUUCGCUAAUAAGGAGCGGAUGUACACAGUCGUUGAGCCAUGCCUUGCAGGAGCUAAAAAUGCUUUAAUUGAAGAUGGGGACAACAGGAUGAAGUCAAGAAGUUGUGUAUUUCAAUGUGUAGGAUUUUGCCUAUCGUUCCUUGGUUGGAUGUGCUCUUUGGCAACCACAGUUCUACGCGAUUGGAUGUCAAUGAACAACGACUUAGUGUUGACAGAGGAGUUCUUCAUUGGCAUCUGGGAGGCGUGCGUUGCUCAAGAGGAAGGGAAUGUCCAGUGCAAGGCCUACGAUAGUAUCUUCACACUACCAGAGGACAUUCAACUGGCUCGAAUCUUCAUGUGCACGUCCAUUGCCUUUGGCCUGCUGAGCUUGGUGCUCUCCCUGUCCGGGUCGACAUCUGUCACCUGCUGUGGUGAUGAUAAUGCCAAAAAGGGGAGGUUAAUGGUCUGCGGUGGAGUCCUCGCUAUUCUGGCUGGAGUUACGACCCUCAUCCCGGUGUCCUACGUAGCGCACUUGACAGUGCUGAAGUUCUGGAAUGCUGACAUCCCCGAUUUUGUCCCACGUUGGGAGUUUGGCCAGGCUUUGUUUGUUGGUUGGGCUGGUGGCUUUCUCCUGUUGCUCGGUGGUCUUUUGCUGAUCAUUGCCCAGUGCUGCUUCAGAAAACCCAAGAGCAAGUUUCAACUGAAGCCACCAUUACAAACUGCAAGGAGACAACUGUGGUAUAAAGUGGAGUACGUCUAAGUGUAAACGUGGUCUCCUUUACAAUGCAGUUAGCCUAAACUUCCUCUUAGUUUGUGACAGCAUAUUAAACUGUCAUAGGGCCGACCACCGUUUGGACAUUCAAUAGCACCCGAGCUCCAAGGCCUCGGACGCUACUGAAUUGGCCCUAUCCAAGGUAAGUUAUUUUCCCCAGUGCAUUGGAAAUGUUGUCCAGGCCCAGGCAUUCACAGGAGAUAGAGAGAUCCAAG
Molecule: messenger RNA, 4840 nt
Organism: Leucoraja erinaceus (little skate)
Lineage: Eukaryota; Metazoa; Chordata; Chondrichthyes; Rajiformes; Rajidae
Product: putative claudin-24
Exons: 2
Coding region: 3735-4613 (292 amino acids)
Biological process (GO): bicellular tight junction assembly; cell adhesion
Cellular component (GO): bicellular tight junction; plasma membrane
Molecular function (GO): structural molecule activity
Source: RefSeq, a predicted model, not a curated record